AUGCCUUCCCACCUGAAACGCAGCCCUAAACCCAUCUUCACUCUCAUCUUCUUCUUGAUCCUCUGCUGCCUCACCUCCGGUCGCUUCAUAUCCGACAGUCCAGAUUUCAUCUCCGAUGGGAUACAAACACGCGCCUCCGGCGCUGUCCCGUCCUUCCUCCGGCUGUACGGGGCUGAGGAAGCCUGCGAACAGACCUAUGGGUUCAUGCCGUGCACCACCACUGCACUGGGAAAUGUCUUCCUAAUUAUAGUGUAUGGUUACUUAAUGUUCCUUGCCGCUACUUAUCUUUCCAACGGAAGUGAGCUUUUACUUGAAAUCCUCGGCCCUGGAAUUGUAGGCGGUCUUUUGCUCCCCAUGCUCGGUGCUCUUCCCGAUGCUAUGCUUAUUCUUGUAUCUGGCUUAUCUGGAAGCACAGAAACUGCUCAAAGCCAGGUAUCAGUUGGAAUGGGAUUGCUAGCUGGGUCGACGGUCAUGCUUCUUACUCUGGUAUGGGGCACCUGUAUUGUCGUUGGCAAGUGUGACUUGCUGAAUAAUGUUGCUAUAGACUUACAAGAUACAAAAGGCUUCAAUUUAACUGGCUCUGGCGUUUCUACUGAUAUCUGGACAAGCUAUGCUGGCAUUAUCAUGGCUCUAUCUGUGAUUCCUUUCGUAGUUGUCCAAAUAUCGUCAAUACUCCAUUCAUAUUCAGGAAGACACUUGACUGUCUUGAUUGCUCUUAUUCUCUCUGUUUCACUUCUGAUAUCCUAUUGCCUUUACCAGGUUUUUCAGCCCUGGAUUCAGAGGAGACGGCUUGCUUAUGCAAAGUAUAAGCAUGUCAUAUCAGGAAUCUUGAAAGAUUUGAACACGCGUGCCUUCGGAAAGCUUUCCACUGAUGAUGGGAAGCCUAAUAUAGAAGUAUUGGCAAAUCUGUUCAAGGCAAUUGACGAAAAUGAUGACAGAUACCUUUCACGUUCUGAAUUUAAAGCACUAAUUGUAGGAAUCCAUCUCAAUGAGAUUAAUUUGGAUGAGAAUGAUGCUGUUGAUAAAGUCAUGAGGGAUUUUGAUACCACUCUUGAUGCUAGAGUCAGUUUGGAGGAGUUCAUUCAUGGAGUUGACAGAUGGCUUCAAGAGGCUAAGGAUGCUAAAGUUUCAAAACAUGCUGGUCCUGGUUAUAUAGAUUAUUUUCAUGAGCAAACAAAGAGAGAACAUAAUCUUUUGGGAGAACAAAGUGAUGAGAUUGUUGAGGCUGUUGAGAAUCCCCGAUUGACUUCAUUUAAAGCUGUAAUGUUGUUGGUGCUGGGAGCUGCUAUUGCAGCAGUAUUUGCCGAUCCUCUGGUAGAUGCUGUCGACAAUUUCUCCAGUGCCACUAGCAUUCCUUCUUUUUUCAUCUCAUUCAUUGCUCUUCCGUUGGCUACCAACUCCAGCGAGGCAGUGUCUGCAAUUAUAUUUGCUAGCAGGAAAAAGUUCAGAUCUGCCUCCUUGACAUUUUCAGAGAUAUAUGGAGCCGUUACAAUGAACAAUGUAUUGUGUCUGUCAGUAUUCUUGGCCAUUGUUUAUGUGAGAGGACUAAUCUGGGACUUCUCGUCUGAAGUGUUGGUCAUUUUGAUUGUGUGCAUUGUGAUGGGAGUCUUCGCCAGCAUUCGCACCACUUUUCCCCUUUGGACUUCUCUAAUUGCUUUCCUGCUGUACCCGUUUUCUCUGGCGCUAGUAUAUGUUCUUGAUUACGUGUUUGGUUGGUCUUAA
This is a messenger RNA of Fraxinus pennsylvanica, 1722 nucleotides long. The record is from the annotation of a GenBank genome assembly. NCBI's taxonomy places the organism in Eukaryota, Viridiplantae, Streptophyta, Magnoliopsida, Lamiales, Oleaceae.